Molecule: messenger RNA, 381 nt
Organism: Fusarium fujikuroi IMI 58289
Lineage: Eukaryota; Fungi; Ascomycota; Sordariomycetes; Hypocreales; Nectriaceae
Exons: 1
Coding region: 1-381 (126 amino acids)
Source: RefSeq, a predicted model, not a curated record
AUGGGCAACUCGUCGUCUUCAUCAUCAAAUCCCUCCGAGGAAGCCAAGGACAAGAAGACGCUGUAUGAGCGCUUCCAAGCCGGCAAAAAGAGUGUGCCACUCAGCGAUGAAGAUAUGCUGAAGUACACGGGCAAGACUCGCGAUGAACUCAGCGCAUGGGCUGAUACUCAACCCGGCGUCGGAAAGAACCAACUUGCGGGUAGCGUAACAGCUGGACCGAUUUCUGGGCUUGGAGGAGUUGCCAUGGCCGAUGGCCUUGGAGGCUGGGGACCGAGUGCACACCCGAAUGAUAAGAACAGGGGAAUGAAGUUCCCUCCUACGAGGGAGAAUGAGGCCAAGGACACUACUGAGGUUACAGAGGUGGUGGAGGAUAAGAAGUGA